Molecule: messenger RNA, 659 nt
Organism: Gossypium arboreum
Lineage: Eukaryota; Viridiplantae; Streptophyta; Magnoliopsida; Malvales; Malvaceae
Product: agamous-like MADS-box protein AGL61
Exons: 1
Coding region: 77-658 (193 amino acids)
Biological process (GO): regulation of transcription by RNA polymerase II
Molecular function (GO): RNA polymerase II cis-regulatory region sequence-specific DNA binding; DNA-binding transcription factor activity, RNA polymerase II-specific; protein dimerization activity
Source: RefSeq, a predicted model, not a curated record
GCAAUGCCUAAUCUAAAGCAAACAGAUAACAACAAAAUGACCUCCAAAAGCCACAAGAGGCCGCCAAAAAGUUGAGAUGAAGAAACUACAAAAGGAAAGUAGUUGCCAAGUGACUUUUUCCAAGCGUAGGAAUGGACUUUUCAAGAAAGCUAGUGAAAUUUGCCUACUAUGUGGUGCAAACAUAGGCAUCAUCGUCUUCUCUCCCAAAGGAAAACCUUUCAUCUUUGGCCACCCUAAUAUCGAAACCAUAUUGGAUCGUUAUUUUAGUGGAAGCCUUGCUAUGGAUGAUUACGAGAACGAUUCGGCCACGACUGAGACCAGUCUAUGUUUCCAAGAGUUGUACGAUGAAUGCGAGGAGGCAUUGGAGAAGCUGAAAGAAGAGAAGAAGCGAAUUGAACACACAAAAGAAGCGAUGAAAAACAAGGGAGAGUUUUGGUGGGAUGAAGCCAUUGAUGAUAAUAUGGGGUUAGAGGAACUUGAGGCUUACCUUAAAGCCAUUGAGGAGUUGAGGAAUAAUGCGGCUAGGAAGGCUAAUGAAUCGAUGAUGUGCGAUGUGGUGGCUGAUUCCGGUGGUUACUUUGAUUUUGGUAUUGCUGCGGAUGCUUUUAAUUUUGAUCAUUGUCCAAGCCAAGACUUUGGAGCUGCUGGGCAGCUUUGAA